Cuscuta epithymum is the source of this 3446-nucleotide messenger RNA. Lineage: Eukaryota; Viridiplantae; Streptophyta; Magnoliopsida; Solanales; Convolvulaceae. The record is from the annotation of a GenBank genome assembly.
GCUAGCUUCAAUUCAAUAUAUAUAUAUAUACGUACUGUACUAUACUAGCGUGCAUGUGCGGCGUGAUAAAAGAUGUCGAGAGAGUUAGAUGAAGAUGGCAUAAUAUCAUACAGUGCUGGUAGCAGGAGGAGUUUGGCUUCCGGGAGCUGGCGGAGCUGGCAAUCCGGCAGCAGGCUCCGGCAGAACGGUGGGCUCGGUCGGAGCUCGCGGCGGGAGGAGGAGGAGGAGUACGAACUGGUGUGGGCUGCCAUUGAAAGGCUGCCCACUUUUGAAAGGAUGAGGAAAGGAAUGCUGACCAGGCAUGCGGCGGCCGUAGUAGGCGGUAGCGGUAGAGUUGUUGCGGAGGAAGUGGACGUCACCAAGCUUCGGAAGCAAGAGAGGGAAGUGCUAUUGGAGAGCAUUCUCAAUGGGGUUCAGGGAGAAGAUCAUCACGAUCUUCUUCUCAGAUUUAGGGAACGGAUUGAUCGAGUCGGGAUCGAUAUGCCGAAGAUUGAAGUACGGUUUGAGCAUUUGUCAGUUGUGGGUGAGGCUCUUGUUGGGAGUAGAGCAUUACCCACUUUAGCAAAUUACACCAUGAAUGCAAUUGAGAAUGCUUUAAGGAUGGCUUACAUUUCCCCUUCCAAAAGAAGACGCGUUCAAAUACUCAAAGAUGUGAGUGGCAUAGUAAAACCAUCAAGGAUGACAUUGCUAUUAGGCCCCCCUGGUUCAGGGAAAACUACAUUGCUUCGAGCACUUGCUGGGAUGCUUGAUGAUGAUUUCAAGAAGAGCGGGAAAGUUACAUACUGUGGACAUGAGUUUGAUGAAUUUGUGGCUCGGAAGACAUGCGCUUAUAUCAGUCAGCACGAUCUUCACCACGGAGAGAUGACAGUGAGGGAAACAUUGGAUUUCUCGGGGCGCUGUUUGGGGGUUGGAUCAAUAUAUCAGCUUCUGGCAGAAUUGUCGAGACGCGAGAGAGCAGCGGGAAUCAAACCAGAGCCUCAGCUUGAUGCGUUCUUGAAGUCCAUUUCAGUACCUGGUCAACACACCAGCUUGGCCACUGAUUACUUCAUCAAGAUUCUAGGAUUGGAAGGCUGCGCGGACAUCAUAGUUGGCGAUGACAUGAGGCGUGGUAUAUCUGGCGGACAGAAGAAACGUUUAACCACAGGAGAAAUGUUGGUUGGACCUGCAAAAGUUCUUCUGAUGGAUGAAAUAUCAACUGGAUUAGACAGUUCCACAACUUUUCAGAUCGUAAAAUACAUGAGGCAGUUGGUGCGCGUCAUGGAUGUAACGAUGAUCAUAUCCCUACUACAGCCUGCCCCCGAGACAUACAAUCUCUUUGACAACAUAAUAUUGCUCUCAGAAGGCCAGAUAGUGUAUCAAGGUCCAAAAGAAAACGUUCUUGAGUUCUUUGAGGAUAGGGGAUUCAGAUGCCCCGAACGGAAGGGAACUGCUGAUUUUCUCCAAGAAGUGACUUCCAAGAAGGAUCAAGAGCAAUAUUGGUUCAGAAAUGACCAGCCAUACAGAUAUGUAUCAGUUUCUGAAUUCGUAGAGGCUUUCAGUUCAUUCGGGGUUGGGCAAAAGCUAGGUGAUGAGCUUAGCAUUCCUUAUGAUAAGUCAAAAACCCAUCCCGCCGCAUUGGUGCAAAGGAACUACGGCAUCUCCAACCUGGAAUUACUCAAGGCGUGCUUCUCUAGGGAAUGGUUGCUAAUGAAGCGCAAUUCUUUUCUGUACAUUUUCAAAACUACUCAGAUAACGGUCAUGUCCAUAUGUGCCUUCACUGCUUUCUUGAGAGUGGAUAUGCCAUAUGGGAGAUUACAAGACGGUGGGAAGUUUUGUGGGGCUCUUUUCUUCAGUCUGAUCAACGUGAUGUUUAAUGGGAUGGCUGAGAUUGCAAUGACGGUUAUGAGGCUUCCCGUUUUCUUUAAGCAAAGGGAUCAUUUGUUCUAUCCGGCUUGGGCUUUUGUCCUACCAAUUUGGCUCUUUAGGAUACCCAUCUCAUUUAUUGAAUCGGGAAUAUGGGUUGUUCUUACAUAUUACACAAUAGGAUUUGCUCCUUCUGCCGGAAGAUUCUUUCGCCAGUUUUUGACAUUAUUUGGUACACAUCAGAUGGCACUAUCUCUAUUCCGAUUCAUUGCAGCUCUUGGGAGAACAGAUGUUGUUGCUAACACAUUUGGUACAUUUACCUUGCUAUUAGUGUUCGUGCUCGGAGGCUUCAUUGUUGCUAAGGAUGACAUUAAGCCUUGGAUGAAAUGGGGUUAUUAUGUUUCUCCUAUGACUUAUGUGCAAAAUGCAUUAGCCACAAAUGAAUUCCUUCACGAAAGAUGGGGUGCUCCAAAUACAGAUCCCAGAAUUGAUGAACCUACAAUUGGGAGAGCGAUUCUCAAGGAAAGGAAUUUCGUUACUGAUGACUACUGGUUCUGGAUUUGCAACGGUGCCCUCUGGGGAUUUUCCCUUCUCUUCAACGCUCUAUUUAUUGCAGCAUUGUCUUUCUUAAACCCUUUCAGCGAGUCAAAGGUUUCACUUUCUGAUGAAUAUGUAGAAGAUAAGGGGAAAAAGUCAUAUCAAGGUACGACUUCACAAGACAAACCCCAGGCCGUAGCGAUCCAGGCAUCUAGGAAAGGAAUGGUUCUUCCUUUUGACCAUUUGUCACUUUCCUUCAGCCACAUUAACUACUAUGUGGAUAUGCCCUCUCAAAUGAAGGGUGAAGGAAUGAAGGAGGAUCGUCUCCAGCUCCUUUGUGAUAUUAGUGGUGCUUUCAGACCUGGCGUCUUGACAGCUCUUGUAGGGGUCACUGGUGCUGGAAAGACAACCUUAAUGGAUGUCUUGGCCGGACGAAAAACCAGUGGGUACGUUGAAGGUAGCAUCAGCAUUUCUGGAUACCCGAAGAACCAAUCAACUUUUGCCCGAGUUAGUGGAUACUGUGAACAAAAUGAUAUCCACUCCCCCAAUCUGACCGUCUACGAAUCUGUCCUUUAUUCUGCUUGGUUGCGCCUUUCUGCAGAUGUACUUAAGAAUACACGAGAGGUUGUGAACCAUAUUUCAUUGAACUCAUCUUUCCACUGAGGCUCUGUUUGUUUACAUGAAUCUAUUUUCCUAGAAUUAUUUUCCAACUUUUCAUAAGAACUUUUUUUCUUAGGAUCUGUUUGAGCUGAGAAAAUGCCAGUAAAACAAAACAGGGAGAAAAAUGGAUGUGGUAUUUUGAAGGAAAUAAGUUUUCAGGGACAAUACUAUUUCAAACUCAGAGUUUUUAAGGUUUUUGUACAAACCUCUUUUUAUGUAUAUUUCCAUUAUAUAUUCUAAAUAGAAGUAAAGAUUUAAUUGUCCAAGGUAAAGGCAAACAUAAAGGACUAACUUCUGUUUUCUUCAUUGUACAACCUUUAUCUACAUUGCAAACAUAGCCUUGGACUUUUGUGGUGUCAUGAAGUCGUUUUCUAAAACACUUUUAUGGUUACUUUUUUUUGGGGUCA